This is a messenger RNA of Castor canadensis (American beaver), 942 nucleotides long. RefSeq names its product olfactory receptor 8K3-like. Gene Ontology annotation, biological process: G protein-coupled receptor signaling pathway. NCBI's taxonomy places the organism in Eukaryota, Metazoa, Chordata, Mammalia, Rodentia, Castoridae. Gene Ontology annotation, molecular function: G protein-coupled receptor activity; olfactory receptor activity. Gene Ontology annotation, cellular component: membrane. The record is from RefSeq and is a predicted model, not a curated record.
AUGGAAAAAUAUAACCUCACUGUGGUGAGAGAGUUCAUUCUGAAAGGCAUCACCACACGUCCUGAGCUGCAGGCUCCACUAUUCGGGCUGUUCCUUGUCAUCUACUUAAGCUCAACAAUGGGCAACUUGGGCUUGAUCAUCCUUACCAUGGUGGACUCCAGACUACAAAUACCAAUGUACUUUUUUCUCAGACAACUGGCUAUUAUAGAUCUUGGUUAUUCUACAGCUGUGGGCCCCAAAGUGUUGGUAAAUUUUGUUGUUGACCAAAAUACAAUUUCCUUUACUUUUUGUGCCACACAACUAGUUUUCAUUCUUAUGUUCAUUGCUUGUGAACUUACGAUUCUGUCUGUAAUGUCCUAUGACCGCUAUAUAGCAAUCUGCAAUCCACUGCUCUACACUGUCAUCAUUUCCCAAAGGGUAUGUCAGGUCACGGUAACAAUCACCUAUCUCUACUGCACAUUCAUGUCUUUUCUAACCACCAUAAAGAUUUUUACUUCAUCUUUCUGUGGUUACAAUGUCAUUGAUCAUUUCUACUGUGACACCAUCCCCUUGUUACCUUUGCUCUACUCAGAUACACAUGAUAUUGAAAUGAUAAUUCUGAUCUUAGCAGGUGGUAACUUGAUUAUAUCAUUUCUGGUUGUCCUUUUGUCCUAUUUGCUAAUCCUUAUAGCAAUUCUCAGGAUAAAUGCUGCAGAGGGAAGACGCAAAGCUUUCUUCACCUGUGGGUCACACUUGACAGUGGUCAUAGUCUUCUAUGGGACUUUGAUAUUUAUGUAUGUGCAGCCCACGUCCAGUCACUCCUCUGACACUGAGAACAUAGCUUCCAUAUUUUACACCAUGGUUAUUCCCAUGUUGAAUCCAUUGAUUUAUAGCUUGAGGAACAAAGAUGUAAAAUAUGCUCUACAAAGGAAAUGGGAAAAGAAGUUCAAUGUGUUUUCUUAA